This is a messenger RNA of Spinacia oleracea (spinach), 2546 nucleotides long. RefSeq names its product sulfate transporter 1.2. Bases 270 to 2258 code for a protein of 662 amino acids. The transcript has 14 exons. Gene Ontology annotation, molecular function: secondary active sulfate transmembrane transporter activity. The record is from RefSeq and is a predicted model, not a curated record. Lineage: Eukaryota; Viridiplantae; Streptophyta; Magnoliopsida; Caryophyllales; Amaranthaceae. Gene Ontology annotation, biological process: sulfate transmembrane transport. Gene Ontology annotation, cellular component: membrane.
UUCAAAUCUUCAGAUUAAAACACGUAAGCUAGCAAACAAACUAAACGAGUAAAGUCUAAAUCCAAAAACCCCUAGCCCUUCCUUUUGACCUUUCAAGCAAUCACAACCGUUUUUAUUACUGUUACCUGGGAUUUUAACCCAAAUGAUAAUUUAUGUACCACUAGAAGUUCCUCAGCCUUACAGGUACCCUCAAAUGUGCUCACAUUACAAGAUUUAAGUUGCAUUAGCACCACCCCUUUUUAUUUCCCCCUGUUCUCCCAAACACUUCAAUGGCCAAUCUUCCAACAAAUGGAGAAGCCGAUACCAAAGAGAUUGAUAUGUCUAGCAUAUCAUCCAAGCGUUACAACCAGAACUCGGACUUAGAUGUUCACCAUAAAGUCGGUGUCCCAUCUAAGCAAAACUUGUUCAAGGAGUUCACUAACACCGUGAAGGAGACAUUCUUUGCUGAUGAUCCUUUACGACAUUUCAAGGAUCAGUCAAAGUCCCGGAAGUUUAUUCUCGGUCUUCAAGCUGUCUUUCCUAUCCUUGAAUGGGGAAGAGGUUAUAAUCUCAACAAGUUUAGAGGAGACCUCAUUUCUGGCCUCACUAUUGCCAGUCUCUGUAUCCCUCAGGAUAUAGGGUAUUCUAAACUUGCAAAUUUAGACCCUCAGUAUGGAUUAUACUCUAGCUUUAUACCUCCAUUAAUAUAUGCUUGCAUGGGUAGUUCAAGAGAUAUCGCCAUUGGACCGGUGGCUGUUGUUUCUCUUCUACUAGGGACUCUGAUUCAGAACGAGAUUGAUCCUACUAAAAAUCCUGUAGAGUACCGGAGACUUGCAUUCACUGCAACGUUUUUUGCAGGGAUCACCCAAAUGACCCUUGGAUUUUUCAGAUUAGGCUUCUUAAUCGACUUCCUAUCCCAUGCGGCUAUUGUCGGUUUCAUGGGUGGAGCAGCAAUCACAAUCGCAUUGCAACAGCUCAAAGGAUUUCUUGGGAUCAAGUCCAAGCAGUUUACAAAGAAAUCAGAUAUAAUAUCUGUCUUACAGUCAGUAUUUGGUUCCAUCCAUCAUGGGUGGAACUGGCAGACGAUAUUGAUCGGAUCAGUCUUUCUGGCCUUCCUUCUCUUUGCUAAGAUGAUCGGAAAGAAAAACAAGAAACUAUUUUGGGUGCCGGCAAUUGCUCCAUUGAUGUCAGUCAUUCUAUCCACAUUUUUUGUGUUUGUAACUGAUGCAGAAAAGAAGGGAGUAGCAAUAGUGAAUCACAUAGAAAAAGGACUUAACCCGUCAUCAGUGCAUCUGUUAUAUUUUUCUGGUGAAAACCUUGUGAGAGGUUUUAAAAUCGGUUCAGUGGCGGGUAUGAUAGCUCUAACUGAAGCCACAGCAAUAGGAAGAACAUUUGCAGCAAUGAAAGACUACCAACUAGAUGGCAACAAAGAAAUGGUAGCUCUAGGGGCCAUGAAUGUUGUGGGAUCAAUGACUUCCUGCUAUGUUGCCACUGGAUCCUUCUCUCGAUCUGCAGUGAAUUACAUGGCAGGCUGUCAAACUGCAGUCUCAAACAUCGUUAUGUCACUCAUUGUGUUUCUAACCUUGUUGUUCAUAACACCUCUUUUUAAGUACACCCCAAAUGCCAUACUUGCGUCCAUCAUCAUAUCUGCCGUCAUCAACCUUAUUGAUUAUGAGGCUGCUAUUCUCAUAUGGAAGAUUGAUAAAUUCGACUUUGUUGCAUGUAUGGGCGCCUUUUUUGGUGUCAUUUUCGGGUCUGUUGAGAUUGGUCUUUUAAUCGCGGUAGUUAUUUCUUUUGCCAAAAUCCUGUUGCAAGUUACUAGGCCAAGGACUGCACUCCUUGGCAAUCUCCAAGGCUCGACCAUUUACAGAAAUCUUCAGCAAUAUCCUGAAGCCACUAAUGUUCCUGGUAUAUUGAUUAUAAGAGUUGAUUCAGCCAUCUACUUUUCCAACUCAAAUUACAUAAAGGAGAGGAUAUUGAGAUGGUUAGUCGAUGAGGAAGAGAAGAGGAAAAAGAUGUAUAGACCAAGGAUCCAGUUUCUUAUCGUGGAGAUGUCACCUGUGACCGACAUUGAUACCAGUGGCAUCCAUGCUUUAGAAGAGUUGCACAAAAGUUUACAGAAAAGAAAUGUGCAGCUUGCUUUGGCAAAUCCAGGGCCAGUGGUAAUUGAGAAGCUACAUGCAUCCGAUUUCACAACAUUAAUAGGGGAAGACAACAUGUAUCUAACAGUAGCCCACGCUGUUCAUUCAUGUUCUCCAAAACUAGUUGAAGACCCCUGAUUAACCAUCGGGAGAUUCCAAAGGUUGAUUCAAUUUGAAUGUAUGUACGUUAAAAACAAUGAGAAUUGAUUAAUAAACUGGGUAAUUGUUGGAUCAUCCAGCUACCCCGUCCUUUUACGUUCUAAGCUGAGGUUAAGGAAAUUGUUUUAGGGCCCGGUAAAUCGGUAAUGUUGUGUGUGUGUGUGUACAGAAAUGUAUAUGUUAAGGAAAUUGUUAAUCCAUUUUCAAAUGCAUUUAGCAAUGUGCCAUUUCAGGGGAUUUGAUAUUAUUGCCUACUUAUGCUCUAAA